AUGAUCGAAAUUCAUUCUCCCGAAUGCGAUCAGUUGUCGGAAAUGAUUCGUUUAGGAAAGUGCUACUACUGUUCGUUGCGGUUGGUGCUUGCGAUGCUGGCGAUUAUAGCACAUGAAGCUUUAAGCUUCCCCCAAUUUUUUCAGGUGACCAAAGCUGCCCAAUAUGGGAUGCAACCCGAGAAAUAUACAGCCCUCACCGAAGAUGGCUACCAACUGGUCAUGUAUCGAAUGAUGCCAAAAAGUUCGUCCCGUGGACUCGUCUUGCUACAGCACGGCAUCCGUCAAUCGUCCGCCGAUUGGUUGAAAAUAAACCAAAACCUCCCGAAGCAGCUCCUGUCCGCCGGCAUGGAAGUUUGGCUGGGAAAUUCACGAGCAUCUCUAGAAUCGGCCGGUCAUACCUAUCUCAAUAAGGAUUCUACCGAAUUCUGGGACUUUAGCUUUCACGAGAUUGGCUACUACGACCUGGCUGCCAUGAUCGAUACUGCCUUGGCGAGAUCGAAACGGAAUAAGCUCCAUUUGGUCGCCUAUUCCGAAGGAUCGACAGCUGCUCUGACGUUGCUUUCGGAACGACCUUCGUACAAUGCCAAGGUCGCAUCCCUAAACCUGAUUGCCCCAGCCACGUUUCUCGGCAAUAGUCACGUCAGAGGACUGGCUACUCUGCUAUAUAGGCUUCGAUUGCUCCUUCCUUGGAGUCUUCAGAAGCUUGUUACGGGUAGUGAUGAGCCGUAUGAAAAUUCGCCAAAACAGCUGGAACACUUUCAACAGCUGUUGGUUACGGGCCGCUUUCACCAGUACGAUUACGGUUUCUGGGAUAAUCAGAAGCGCUACGGCGGGGAUAAUCCUCCGCCUUAUUCACUUUGGCGAGUGACUGCUCCCGUUACCCUACACGUCGGCGGAGCCGAUAGAGUGGUGCAUCCCAAGGACGUCCGGAAGCUGGCGAGGCAGCUGCACAGAAGCUCCAGUGUUAGGAUGAUUCAACAUGAAAGAUUCGAUCAUAGAGAUUUCCUGAGCCUACCAGAUGCUGCCCGCGAAGUGUAUCCCCGGAUUACAAGUGCCAUUAUGCAGCGGUUGCGAUAA
This is a messenger RNA of Ochlerotatus camptorhynchus, 1077 nucleotides long. RefSeq names its product lipase 1-like. The record is from RefSeq and is a predicted model, not a curated record. Gene Ontology annotation, molecular function: hydrolase activity, acting on ester bonds. The coding region runs from base 1 to 1077 and encodes 358 amino acids. Lineage: Eukaryota; Metazoa; Arthropoda; Insecta; Diptera; Culicidae. The transcript has 2 exons.